This is a messenger RNA of Naegleria fowleri, 666 nucleotides long. RefSeq lists its product as uncharacterized. The record is from RefSeq and is a predicted model, not a curated record. Gene Ontology annotation, molecular function: tRNA binding. Bases 1 to 666 code for a protein of 221 amino acids. NCBI's taxonomy places the organism in Eukaryota, Heterolobosea, Eutetramitea, Acrasida, Naegleriidae. The transcript has a single exon.
AUGAUGAGCAAUGCCUUUCAAAAUAUUCUUGGUCGCCAACCUCAUCAUUUACGAGAGGCUUUACGAACAAGAAAUCAUCAUUCAUCAGCAUUACCAUUACUAUCAUGGAAAACUUUCUCAAGAAAGAAUUCAUCUUUGAAUGGACAAAUGCUGCAUCGUUUUUACUCGACAGAGGCCGGACCUUCAUCUUUCUCCGAGACUGUUUCAACCACACCUUCAACAACAACGGAAGCAUCAAACAAACAAACAUCAAAUUCCAUUAAUAUUGAAGAUUUUAUGAAAGUUGAAAUUGUUGUUGGACAAAUCGUGAGUGCUCAAUUCGUAAAAAAGUCCAAGAAAUUAAUUUGUUUCAGAGUUAAUAUCGGAGAGCAAGAGCCUCGACAAAUACUUUCGGGAAUACGAACUCAUUAUCCAAGUCUUGAUAAAAAUACGACCUCUGCAGAAGAGGAAUUGAAUCAAUUAUUUGUGGGACAAAAGGUCCUCGUUGUCAAGAAUUUAGAAUCUAAAAUCAUGGCAGGUUUAGAAUCGCAUGGAAUGAUUUUAUUUGCCACCACUGAAACCAUUGAAAAUUCAGGAUCUGAAUUGACAGCAACUAAUGAAAAUUCAAUCACCCCAGUCAUGCCAAAGGAUUACGAACGUGUGAAACCUGGUACGAGAGUGUGCUAA